GAACAUGCGUUCGCUGACCUCGUUUGUGUGCAUGCGAACGGAGUAGAUUGGAAUGAAUGUUUAUGCCAGCCGCCCUUUAGUACAAAGACCGGAAAAACAGUGAAUCACUGACAUCUCACGUUUGUUUUCGGUCGCCAGAUAGGCGGUAACCUUUGCGGCCGGCCGUUCCCUUGCGCGUCGCCAGAACCUUCCUCGGAGGCAUGCUGAAUGCCCGACCAGUUGUCGUCGAGGGCCCCGUGGGGGGAGAACAUCUUCUUGUAAAAAAGGCAGCUGUCGGCCCCAUCCGGACGACCGGCCGCGGCAGUGGCCCCGCCGGUGGUGCCGCAGGGGCGCUUCCGGCGGCGGCGCGCGUAGUUGAAUAGGCGCUCGUCCGGAGCGCCGCCUCCGGACCUCCUCGCCUCGGAGUCGCUGGUGGUGGCUGCUGCCGCCGGCUGGUUCAGUGCUCCUGCUCGGGCCGAGCGGCGUGCUGCUGCCUUUGCCGCCGAACGGAUAUACUCCGGAUAGAUCGGGGUCACGUCGUCGCUCUCGCUUUUUUUCCCGUGCGCGUCUUCGAGCGCGGGUGUCGUCGUCCAGCAGGCGCGCCCACGCGCCGGCCACCCCGACGACCGUCGCCGUGUUUUUCCCCCGCCGUGGCGCGAUGCAGCGUCCGCGCAAACCGAGCCUCUUCGACGCGCCCAUCUGGAAGAGCCUGCCCUACUCGCUCUGGGCGGCGCUCCUCGACGACGUAGACGAAGACUCCAGCGACGAUGACUCCGAGUCCUCACUCUUCUCGUCCAGGGUCUCCUCCGAGGGUUGCCUCUCGGACACCGAAAGUGACAUAACACAGAAGGGCUAUGAGAAGAAACGAGCCCGGCUUUUAGCUCCAUAUCUCCCAUCACACCCUACAGCUCUGCCCACAGGCUCUGCUAGUCCUUCCACUCGAGCCAAGAGAAGAGCUCAGCGUAGGCUUACACGUAAUGAGAGCAGGUAUCAUUCAGAAGUCAGACAAGAGGCUGUGCAGCAGGCUUUGGCUGCAAUGCAGAAUAAGCCAAAACCAUCACUUCCAAUGCCUUCGAAGAGGACUUCAGUGAUGACCACGUCACCAUCUAGGGAACGCCAUCCUUCAGACAGCUCGAGUGACGACGACAGCGUACUGAAUGAAGGCAGCACACCGGAGCAGGAAAGGCUAAUGCGGCCGCUGCCUACACCACCCCAAUCGGACACAUCAGGAGCCUCGUCACCACGAGAGACGCCACCUCGCAUUGCCCUGCGUUGUAGCAAUGGCCGUGGUUCAGACCGGCCAACCAUGGAUGGUGUGUCACAUCUGGCUGAUGUCAUGCAGAACCUCACGCCCAGCGAGUACACAGACUUAAAUCCGCAGCCUGAUGUCACCAACACAGGUAUCAGCGCCAAUCAUACUCCAACAGAGCAUGCCAACCGAUACAACCAGGCCCAUAUGUCUUCUGUGAGGGUCACACAGCACUCGGCAACUGGUCUGGAGUACGGUACUGGCAAAUGGAAAGUUUCAGCCAAGAUACAACAGCUACUGAACACAUUGAAGAGGCCGAAAAGGAGACCACUGCCAGAGUUUUAUGUUGAUGAUGAAGUUGACAUGGACUCAAAUCCUUCGGAUCCCAAUGCUCCUCAGCCAGAAGGUGCCACAAUGACUCCCACCGUUGGAGAAAAUCUGGAGGUUCCAUCUGGGCUUCCUCAGUCUUUAGAAGCUGCUAUCAAAAGGUACGGCUCAGGAACAUUCAAGUUUCCCGCUGCCACUGUGCUGGACACAAGUGGAAAAAUUGGGACACCUUUACCCUAUGGCAAGCUUCUCAGCCGGUCCUGGAAGAUAGCCUUUAACCUGCUCAACAAAUUGGGCCAGAAAGGCGAAGGUCAAACACUCAAGCCUGGAGACAGGGUGGCCCUUGUGUACCCAAACAAUGAUCCUGUUGCCUUCAUGUGUUCCUUUUAUGGCUGCCUCAUGGCAGGCUUAGUCCCUGUUCCUAUUGAGGUCCCUUUAACGAGGAGGGAUGCUGGCUCCCAGCAGAUAGGCUUUCUGCUUGGAAGCUGUGGUGUCAGCUAUGCACUCACCUCCGAAGUUUGCUACAAGGGGCUCCCGAAGACUGCCACUGGCGAAAUUCACACCUUCAAGGGGUGGCCAAAACUGCACUGGUUUAUAACGGAACACCUCAGCAAGCCGCCCAAGGACUGGAGCCCUCCUACAAGGCUCACAGAUGAAACUGCUGCCUACAUUGAGUACACCGUUGACAGAGAUGGAGCCAUGAAGGGAGUGGCUGUGUCCAGGUCUGCACUAGUCAAUCAUAGUCGAGCUCUAACAGCUGCCUGCAACUAUACAGAAGGUGAAGUGAUGGUUUGUGUGCUGGACUACAAACGUGAGAUGGGCCUCUGGCAUGGUGUGCUUGCGAGUGUCUUCAAUGGAAUGCAUGUUAUUUUUAUACCUUACUCACUGAUGAAAGUCAAUCCAGCAUCUUGGAUGCUGAUGAUAACCAAGUUCAAAGCCAAUGUUGCUGUAUGCAAGUCAAGGGACCUGCACUGGGGUCUGCUGGCAACCAAGGACCACAAAGAUGUUAACCUGAGCUCACUCCGGCUUCUGCUUGUGGCUGAUGGAUCCAACCCAUGGUCCCUGUCCUCGUGUGACCAGUUCAUCAGUGUGUUCCACAGUCGGGGGCUGCACCCAGAUGCAGUCUGCCCGUGCGCAGCCUCACCUGAGGCCCUGACGGUGGCCGUGCGGCGGCCAGGGCGUGUUGGUGCUGGCGCCAGUGGCCGUGGUGUUCUUUCCAUGGCAGCCCUCAGUUAUGGUGUCAUCCGUGUCGAUAUGGAAAACAGUCUCACUUCGCUCACACUACAGGACUGUGGUCACAUCCUGCCUGGAGCUGUGGCUGCAGUUGUGAAGAUCAAUGAUGCCCCCUAUCUCUGCAAAACGGAUGAAGUGGGUGAAAUUUGUGUGAGUGCCUCGACAUGUGGCUAUGCUUACUGGGGUCUGCAAGGCCUUUCAAACAACAUCUUCAAGAUGCAACCUCUUCACCAGGAUGGAAGACCAGUGACUGACCAGACCUUUGUUCGAUCUGGGCUGUUGGGGUUUGUGGGACCUGGUGGCUUAGUAUUUGUUUGCGGCACCAGGGAUGGCCUGAUGCAAGUCAGCUCACGCAAACACAACACAGACGACCUCAUUGCUACCGUUCUGGCUGUGGAGCCAAUGAAGUUCAUCUACAGGGGAAGGAUUGCUGUGUUCUCAAUCAAAGUACUCCGGGAUGAGCGCAUCUGUGUUGUUGCUGAACAGCGGCCAGACUGCACUGAGGAGGAGAGCUUUCAGUGGAUGAGCAGAGUCCUUCAGGCUGUGGACAGUAUUCACCAGGUUGGAAUCUACUGUCUGGCUUUAGUGCCACCAAACUACCUACCAAAGACGCCACUUGGUGGCAUCCACCUGCCUGAAACCAAGAGGCGUUUUCUUGAAGGCAGCCUGCACCCAGCUAAUGUGCUCAUGUGCCCACACACAUGUGUCACCAACUUGCCAAAGCCCCGUGAAGUGCACCCAGCGGACCUGUCACAAGAUUCUCCAAAAGUGGGCCCGGCGUCUGUGAUGGUGGGCAACAUGGUGCAAGGUGUGCGACUUGCUGUGGCCCAAGGACGGGACAUUGGCAUCAUUGACGAGGACAGUGACACUGCCCGCAAGUACCAGUUCAUCUCAGAAAUCCUGCGUUGGAGGGCCACUACCACAGCUGACCAUGCUGUCUUCACUCUGCUCAAUGCCAAGGGCAACACUGCAUCUAGUUUGACCUGCUCUCAACUGCACAAACGAGCAGAGAGGGUAGGGUGCCUGCUGCUUGAAAAGGGAAAGUUGAACACGGGAGAUCAUGUGGCACUUAUAUACCCGCCUGGCAUCGAUCUCAUCUGUGCAUUCUACGGGUGCCUUUACGUUGGUGUGGUUCCAGUGACAAUCAGACCACCACACCCGCAGAACCUGCAGACUACCUUGCCCACCGUUCGAAUGAUUGUUGAUGUCAGCAAGUCUGUGAUUGUUCUUUCAACAGCACCUGUCACCAAGCUCCUGCGAUCAAAGGAAGCGAGCAACGUAGUGGAUGUCAAGUCCUGGAGAAUGAUUCUGGAGACUGAUGACUUACCCAAAAGGAAGCUUAGUAGCAUUUAUCGAGCCCCAACACCGGAGAUGAUUGCUUAUUUGGAUUUCAGUGUCAGUACUACUGGCAUGCUUGCUGGAAUAAAGAUGUCACAUGCAGCUGCAACAUCACUCUGCCGGAGCAUGAAGCUAGCCUGUGAGCUGUACCCCUCCCGGCACAUUGCCCUGUGUCUAGACCCGUAUUGUGGCCUUGGGUUUGUUCUUUGGUGCCUAAACAGCGUUUAUUCAGGCCAUCAUUCCAUUCUGAUCCCACCCUCUGAGGUGGAAGUAAAUCCUGCUAUCUGGCUGACAACGGUGAGCCAGUACAAAGUUCGAGACACCUUUUGCUCCUAUGGAGUGAUGGAGCUGUGCACGAAAGGUCUGGGGUCGUCAAUUACUCAGUUGAAGCAGCGUAAUGUGAAUCUGAGCUGUGUUCGGACCUGUGUGGUUGUUGCGGAGGAGCGUCCUCGGAUUGCACUCACCACCUCAUUCUCAAAGUUGUUCUCUGGACUUGGCUUGUCUCCUCGAGCUGUGAGCACCAGCUUUGGUUGCCGAGUUAACGUCGCCAUCUGUCUUCAGGGGGCAUCAAGUCCAGAUCCAAGCCAAGUGUAUGUAGAUAUGCGGGCACUGCGCAAUGACCGGGUGACACUGGUGGAGCGUGGUGCUCCACAUUCCCUGUGUCUGCUCGAGUCAGGGAAACUACUGCCAGGACUCAAGCUGGUCAUCGCUAACCCAGACACCCGGGGACAAUGUGGUGACUCACACCUUGGAGAGAUCUGGGUACAAUCACCCCAUAAUGCGAGUGGAUAUUUCACUGUAUAUGGUGAUGAAUCCCAACACAAUGACCACUUCAAUGCCAGGCUUAUUACUGGAGACACUGGAAGCGUGUAUGCUCGCACCGGCUACUUAGGCUUCCUUCGACGUACAGAAGCAGUCUCAAGUGACAAUGAGACUGAUCCAGACGUUGCAUCAAAUGGAGAUGGCCCAGAGCUGCAUGAUGCAGUGUUUGUUGUUGGGGCCCUGGAUGAAACUAUGAUGCUUCGGGGAAUGCGGUACCACCCUAUUGACGUUGAGAACAGUGUGCUGCGCUGCCACAAAAAGAUCUCAGAGUGUGCCGUGUUUACGUGGACCAACUUGCUGGUGGUGGUUGUGGAGCUGGACGGCAAUGAGAGCGAGGCACUGGACCUUGUGCCGCUGGUGACAUCAGUGGUACUAGAGGAACACCAGCUUGUUGUGGGCGUGGUCGUUGUGGUGGACCCUGGUGUAGUGCCCAUCAACUCACGUGGUGAGAAGCAGCGCAUGCACUUGCGUGACGGCUUCCUGGCCGACCAGCUGGACCCCAUCUAUGUGGCCUACAACAUGUGAGCCCUCCCUUGGGUCCUGCCAGUCGUCCAGAACAUGUCUCCUGCUACAACACGUCUGUCAACACCAUCUGCAAAGCCUAAUGUGUUGAGCGACUGUUUUUAAUUUGUAUAAGCCUCCGUCAUUGCUUAUGUAUGCUUGCAGCAUGAAUGCAGAAAAGAAGGAAUGAGCCAGACAACCGGUUUGUUUGUCCUCCAGAUGUCCCUCUUCAAGUUGUUGCACAUGGCAGUACUGUGAAGGAAGGCAAACAUUGUUUGUAGCACAUGACAGUAAACCACGUCACAGUGUUCGCAAAUGGAAUUAUCUGCUCUUCUCGCUUGCUCCUUGGCAACCUGCUGUUUCCAUGUUGUUAUUGGUACUUGUUCCUUUUACAUUGUCACUGUGGAGGCAACCAUUUCUUGUUUCUUCCUAUCUGCACCUAUGUUGGAAGCAGUCUAAAUGUAGGUGUCAAACUAUGGCAUCCUGUGUUUUUUUCACACUGCCACACCUCUUGCUUAACUUGGUUCAGCUCUUAAGGAAAAACAUAACAGACACAGGUUCAGAGAGAGUAGGCGCAUUAGUGCUGGGCACAGCAGGAAUUGCUCACAGCAGAGGCAGACUGGAAGUAUUGUAGACUUUGGCGUCGCAGAUACACUGACUGAGGUCGGGGCCAUUACAUUAUGUAAAAAUGCUUCUCAUCCCCUCCCCCUCUGUGCUCCUUUGCUUUCUCAUUAACUGCAGAAUUGUUGAGUGUCAGGAAUAGCUGUUACCAAUCAGUACUGUGUUCAGCUUUGACAGCAAGUGCUUCUUCCCCCAAAGGAUUUUUUUUUUUUUCAUUUUUCUUUGAUGUGGAAGAAGCUGGCAGUGUGCAGCACAUAGUUCUGGGUGCUUGCAUACAUGUCAGCAUCAUCGCAUGCCACUUAGUCACUUUUUGCGAUGAAAUCUGUAGUGAGAAUGACUAGAAACCUUUGUCACAAUGUUUGGAAAUUGAUAUAUAUAUAUAUAUAUCCAUAUAUAUUAUACAUACUUAUAUAUAUAUAUAUAAUAAUUCAUAAAAGUCAUAAAAAAAGUGCUCAUGUGUGUAAAAAGUGGUUUUUCAGAAGACUGCCAAGUCAGGCCUGUUGGAGUAGGGGGAAGAGAGGCGACGCCUGGCAUCACUUACCUGCUGCUACCUAUAAUUUUUUGGCUUGCUUUUGCCCGGACUUGUGUGUUAUGGCAUUUUGUAUGCCUUCGAAGCAGAGCUCAGGGCUGGGUCAUUCAGUGUAAAUGUGUUGUUCUGCGCAUGCACUUCUUGCCAGGCAGUCUUCUGCCACCAGGGCAUUUCAGCCAGCAAGUUGACUUAUACGCCUGCAAAGCGGCCACUGCCACGAGGGAGCAUGCACAUGACUGAGUGCUUUGCCUGUGGCAACCUCAACAGACUCCCAUUCUUGCAUUCCGUGAAAAGCGUUUUGACAAGCUGGCAACUGCUUGCGCUGUGCGAUGUGAUGAUGGUCAGGCAUUUUGUCAUCUUUACAGACUGUUCUUUCCUUAUUUUGUGUUUUAACUAAAUGUACAGAUUUCUUGUGCAGAUGUUUUAGGCAACUGUGAAGCAUCAUGACAUGCUCGGCUGCAUGAGUAUGUGCUGCUUUGUUGCCAUUGUUUAUCAAUCUUCCCUGUAUAUUUAUUGAGUCUGUAGAGCCAGUGAUGACCAAAUGAGCAGCGUGAAUUUUGUGAAUCAUGGCAUUGCUUUCUCAUUUUACUUUGAACAAAGUUGUGCUGAAGAGUCAUGUUACUUGUUUUAACUAUAGACACGCUGAAAAGAAUGAACAAACAAUUUGCUAAAAGUAGGUAGCUGACUUAAGACAAAAAAAAAAAAAAUGUCUAGUGAAGGCAUCUGCUUUCUUUAGUGAGUCAGUUGUGUAAUUUUAGACUGCAGUAAACUGUGUAUGCUGCAAUAUUCACUGCUACUGAUGCUUUCAUUUGUAUUACCAAAAAUUAACUCGCCAGUAUUAGAUCAUAAUUUUUCAACACCAUAUCAGCUUGUACAUAGUAUAAAUGAUGGACACUGCUUAAGCAAUGCUUUUCUGAGGCCACUACCAAUGCUGUCUGGUGUAAAAAUGCUGAAUGUGUCUGUUACAAUAAGCUGUUAAAAGAUGUAGGAAUUCUGAAUGAUUAUGUCCUAGCAGCCUAGCCCCACGCAUACAUUUGCUGUCAUUGCAUUAUAUAUGCGGUGACAUACGCAUUUUUUGUUUGCAUACUGCCAAGGGCUCAACUUGAAUGCAAGUUAUAAUUUGCAAAUUGUUUCAGCGCGGCAUACAUAUAAACAUAUAUACAUAUAUACAUACACACAUAACAUUCUUUUCCGGCUGUAUGAAAGUGAAAGGUUGUUUGUAUAUAAAUUUAUGGCUGGGUGCAAGUUGCAUGAAAUUGUAGCUCUUUGUUCACAUACUCCUAGGUUCUUGUACUCUUCUGUGAUCUGCAUACUGUUGUCAUUUUGCAAACAAAUGUUUGUGUUUUGCCUGUUACACAUGCAUUUGUUUCAUUUCCAACAAUAACCAUAGCUUUAAAAGUGUUAUGUCCAUUUGCCACUAUGCUUGUCUCAUGUGUAAAUUUAAAAAGUAAUGGUAAAUUUGCUUUCUGCAAUAUUUAUGCAAUAUUUGAACUUGACCUUUUCUUUUAUAUAUAUGUAUACACCCAUAAAAGCUCCAAAAAUAACAUUUUUAUGUUAUUCUUAUUGUAAAGCUAGAUUCUGGAUUGAACUGUAGGUGGAGCAGUGUGUCAACCUUAACAUGAACAGAACAUCUUCUGCAAGCUUCAUAGUUUUUUUUUUUUUUUUUUUCCCCUUCACAAACAGAAUGACUGUGUUACUUAUAGCAUAUGUGCAAAGUAGUUCAAAGUUUUGGACAAGCUUCUGUACAAUGGAACCUGUGCAAAAGAUAAACACAAGAGUGUGCUAUCAUUCCAGAUAGGCUGUGGAGUGCUGCAAGUGCGGAGAAAGGACAAAUUGUUGUUGCAUGUUGUUCUCAGUCUACCGUUAAAAAGGUGUGAAAUACACGAGACAGAAAUCAUGAGCUCACUGUUUCGUGUCCUUUCAUUUCCUCUUUUUUGGCGUUCAUAGCACACCUGAAAUAAAAUAUGUGAAAGCCAAGCAGU
This is a messenger RNA of Dermacentor silvarum, 8581 nucleotides long. RefSeq names its product disco-interacting protein 2-like (gene DIP2). Bases 638 to 5473 code for a protein of 1611 amino acids. Lineage: Eukaryota; Metazoa; Arthropoda; Arachnida; Ixodida; Ixodidae. The transcript is spliced from 38 exons. The record is from RefSeq and is a predicted model, not a curated record.